AUGACGUCUGUUAACGAAGAUGAACAGAAGAAGCAUUUAGAAGCGCUUUUGCGCCAGAUAACCAUUAUUGAGAGAAAGAAUUUUGACAAGAAACAAUAUCUUAUGGCAUGUGAUCAGUUUCGACGAAUGGUCACUGCGGGAAGUAGCAGUUUUGGUGGUAAAUUUGACCUUGAUUAUCAGGACUUAAUUAAGAAGCUUUUGGUGGUACUCCCAAACAAAAAUGUAGCUGCCGAUGUCAGGAAAUGUGCCGCUGAAUGUAUAGGAACUGUCGGAUUGGCGAUGCAUGAACGUUAUAACGAGUUUUUGGAAUAUAUCUUUUCGGCAUUCAACAAGGCGUCACAAAAGUAUUUUGAAGAAAAAUCUAUGAUACUUCACUCUUUGUGUACUUCUCUUGAACUUAUUGGUGCGCCUCCUGCGAAAUCUCUUCCCAGCUUAAAGCCUGUUGAGGAUGUUAUGAAGUUUGUCAAGAAAAUUUUGGAUUCAAAUGACUCACAUAUUGUGUUGACUCCACUGCUGAACAUCUGUUUAACAGUCGCGAAAUAUUUUCCAGCAGUUUUCAAAGACGAUUUUUUGGAUGUUUUGGACUUCACUGUCGGUUGGUACACUGAACUUGACCAACCGGCAGAAGUUGGAGAAAAAUGUAAUCAAGUUUUGCUGGAACUAAGACCCUAUUUUCACCAAGCAAUCCCUUCUUCUGUCGAAUUGAUGACGCAGUUUGUUGACGAUGCAAAAGUUUAUAUUGAGGAGCUGCAUCAGACGGACCAGAGGGACAUCAAAUGCGAAGUGUCGCUUCAGAAAACUGCACUCUUGUUGCGCUCUUUAGCCACAAUUUUGAAUGUAUUUACUUCUCCUGAUGUUUUACCAUACUUGCUACCUUUUGCUAAAAAAGUCUUUGGAGAAAUGGAUUCUAUUGUGAAGUCAAUUUCCAAAGUUUACCUUUCCGAAGUAGAGAAUGUAUAUUUGGAAUUAAUUAAAGUUUAUUGGUCCUUGCUGCAAAUAUCUGCUCAAGCUAUAGAAUUGUCAUCUGCUGUUGAGGAUAUGGUUCUAAUGUUGAGUCAUCCAGUUGUUGACAGCUUACCACCUGAUAUGACUUCCCAAGUAAUACCUCUGAUGUUUUCAAAUAUAAUUGAAUCAAAAUAUAAGCGUUCAGUUAUGGUUAGUCAAUUUUUGUCAAAGCUUCUUACACCAAAAGCCCUACCAACUCUACAGGCUGUGUACAAUUGUGCUAAAGAAAGGUUGUUGAAGUGUCUGAGCAACCUGAAGGAGCUUGAAGAAGGUUGCGGUAAAACAGAACUCAGAGUUGUUGAAGACGAAGCAAUGUUUCUUUUGAAUGCACUUUCUGGUCUUGCAGGAACUAAAAACUCAUUGAUUGGGUUUGGGAGCAUUUUUCCUACAAUUUAUAGUUUUCAGAUGAUGGGCUUAUCUCCAAACCUUUUUACUUUAUUGUCUGAUAAAACACCGGUAGCAGAAAAGUGGCAUGACAAUUUUAUUGCUAACAGUUGUUGGUUCAAUGACAAAAAACAUUCCUUAAUUGUACCGGAAGGUCUGACGUCAAACCAUUUCACUAGGAUUGUAACGCUUCUUUCCGAUCUAUUCUCGCUUACAUCGUAUAUGUGGUCUGAUACGAGAGAGACCUUGCUGGAUUGGGUUCGCGGAGUUGCUUUUGGUAUAUCACAUGAAAUGCUGCAACAAAUUUUAAAUUUUCCUGCGAUGUUAAAUCUCAGAAGGUCUUUACUGAAUUCAUUCUUGUAUCACUCUAAGAAUAGGAAGGGGUCGUUAGAGUCGCCUAAAAGGUUGUUUGGUGUUCCAGCCACUCGUGUUCGGCAAUACACCCUUCUGAGGAGGCUUGCAGUUUUUGAUUUGGUUCAAGAUGAUAUUGCUAACGGAGAUUAUGACUUUAUGUGCGACGUCUGUAGAGCUGUCAGAACGUGUAGUCGUGAAAUGGCGAUCAGUUUAUGGCAAACAAUUCCGCCCCCCUUUUUUAUUGAGUGUGGCUUAUCAGAAACUUUUAAAGAAGAGCUUGAGUUUUCACAAGCAAAAAUCACGAGUACUUCAUUCACAUCUGAUCAUUUCAAGCUUAUCACAGAUUUCUUGUUGAAAUCUAUUGUUCCUACCUAUCUGCUUAACGACGCGUACGAUGAGAAGUGGAUUGAAGACAUACCUACAGUUAUAUAUUCCUUUGCAACGAAUGAUUAUAGCAUAUCUAUAGAUCAUAUUGAGAAGUGGCGAUGGGCUCUUGCACAAACGGCUCAGUAUUGCAUUGAUAAUCGUAUGAAAACGUUACUGGGGAAACCUCUCGAAACAUUUCUUUGCUUUGAAAAAGAAAUGCGUCGCUUGGCUGUUUCGGCUUUAUCGCAGAAGUUGGGUGCGGGUAGUGAACCGUCCUUGAAAGAGUCGAAAUUUGACAACGAUGAUAACGUUGUUUCAAAAACAAUAGUCAUAAAUAGAAGUCGGAAACCAACUGGGGAUGAAGAUGACGAGGAAGGCAGUAAUACAGAAGAACAAAGGCAGUUAAGUGAUGCAGAGAAUUGGUGGAGGGUCAGAGCAUUUUUGGAAACAAUGGAGCUUCUUGAUAAGCUUAUCACUUAUGCUGGUGACGGGACAGUGUUUCAGCUAACGAAUAUUUCUCAGCAAUCUCGUCAAUUUUUCAUCACGAACGCAGCUAGCUGUUCAAGCUGGCUCACUCGUAUGUACUUGAUCACUAUGGCUGUUGCCUAUCAUAAUGGCAACUUCGCCCAAGUGGUGCGACUAGGUGGCUGUUUUUUACGGGAUGCGCAAAAACGCAGCAAUUCACCUUCUUUGUGUGAGAGAAAUGGGAAAGAAAAUGAUUUAGAUACAAAGUCAAAGGUUGAUGGUACUGUGUGGACAUGUAUCUCAUGGAUCGUGCGUGCUCUCAUUGAACUUGGCGGUGGCCAAGCAAUUCUUGGCCUACAUGCGUGGGUUAAAAAGCAUUAUGGCAUAGGUAGCGAUUGGAUUAUUUAUGCUGCUGAUAUGGCAUGUGGGAGGAUUGAACUUGCUUUGGAUGGACUGAUUAAAUGUGCGUCUGAUGAGGAAUUGGCUGAAAUCCCUUGCAAAACUGUGCGACAUUUGAUAGUCACUGGUUUGAUAAUGCUGCGUAGUUCAGAGGAAUUGAAGCGUGUGUGGAAAGAUUUGAAUGACAAAAACGUUGUUUUCAACGACAGUUUUCCUCCACCGAAAGGUUUUGAAGAAACUGCCUGGGAAAGAAUGCGCGGUUUAGUUACGUUCGUGCCACUUACAGAAAGCAAUGAUAAUCAGUCUCUUUCUUGGGAUGUGAAUGGUCGCUUUCAGCUGAAUGAAUUAAAACUUAUGGAACUAACUCGGGCUUUUAAUAAGAAUAGCAGGAUCGAUCUUAUGCGUCGUUUGGGAGAGGAUGCACAGAUGUUGAUAUUAGUUGAUUCGGGGGCAAAAACAGUUGUAAAAGCAAGUGUUCUGCAUGUGUUAGCAUCAAGUCUGAAAGAGACUCAUAAAACGGAUCCGGUGUUUUCAUCCGAUGCGGCGGAUAUGAUCCCUUUGCAUACUGCAGAGGCUUCUGCACCUCAUUCCUUCGUCAUCUGCCAACAGUUAUGUCAGUGGUUGGAAAAGUAUUGCUUUGAAAAUAGUCUGGGAACCUCACUGAAAAUUGUUUCGGACGAACCAUCUUUCUACUUAAAUGUUUGUAACCUUGCAAGAAAGUUGGGAAAUUUGCGUUCAGCGAAUCGUCAUAUGCAGCUAUACGGAAUGAAGAUGCAGUCGUGCUCAAAAAUAAUGCAAGUAGAAAAUGGAUGGCCUUCUGGUUUUGAAAAAGAAAACAUCUCUGGAGUGAUGAAUGGAAUGUUCAACUCUUUUAGUAACGUUAUGGAAGGUCCAAAUAGUUCAAAACUAUUCGUUGGUCGUGUUGCUUCCAAGCUAUUAUACGCCGAGGGAAUAUCGAGUGGGAAUAGUAACUUGUGUAGUACUGCUUUUGCUAUACUCUAUGAUACGUUAUCUGACGAAAUUGACCGCCUAUUAUUCAAAUCAAACGCACUUUUUAAUGGAACUCCAACGGUUGCGCCGAAUGCUCUCUCACAUGUUCUUUCUCACCAAAUAAUGAUGAAAGGUGCUGAGGAUACUAAGCAAAAUCUUAAUGUGCCUGUUUCAAAGACUAGUGUUCAAAGGAAAUGGAGAAAGGACCCGUCAAAUUUACUGUCGCGUUCAAUACUAAAACUGGCAGAAUGGCUUGAACACGAGCCAACACUUAUUAACGUUGCCCUUCUGCGGUCAUCUAGGAUUUCUUGGCAUCUUUUUGGCGUUGAGCUUUCAAAUUUGCCUCAUCCUCUAAACCCUGCGUCAGGGUUAGUGGGUUCGCUCUUAAGCGCUUCGUGUAAACUCUCUUUCCAUCUUGCAAAAGCCCAUGCUCGUUUUGCUGAUUGGAGUUACAAAUGUAUUGGUGUUGGGGAAGAUGAUAAAUUUGGCAUGAGAUUCACCGAUGAAGAGCAUAGUGCAAUGACAUGGCAUUUAAAGAAUGCGUUUCCUUCGUUAGACAAACUGGGUAUCGAAAAGAUUAUUCAAGCAGUAGGAGAGGCAGAAAAUUUAGCCAUGCUUAAAAAUGAUGUUUUUGCAUCAUUUGAGAACGAGCCUAGUAGGGAGUCGGCCUUUGAGAAGAUUUUUGGAGUUAACGGAGUUUUAACUGAAAUUUGGGCAGCAGUUAGAGCGAGGACAGUUGCGUACGUACUAUCCUGCGUGCGUUCGUACUUUGCAUUUAUCGGUGAGUAUGGGAAAGAUGUUGACAAAGGAUGUUCGAGAACUCAGGGUUGCAUCGGCACUGUUGUCGCGUGCUUACGCAUCAUGCAGUUGUUUAUGAAGUACUCUGAAUCAUUACAGGAGACUGUUGAUGAGGAACUACUGAGAACAGACGAAUUAGUUUGGAGAGAUAUUUUGCCCCAAAUUUUCGCUCGCUUAAACCACCCUUUAGCGAGUGUUCGGGAUUCACUGUGCACUUUGUUGGAACGCAUUGCUGAAAAGUCUCCACACGCUCUAUGUUAUCCUGCAAUUGUCGGGGCAACUGAAUCGUCAGUGUUUAUUCCUGAGGGAGUGGCUGAAAAAAAUGGGGAGUUGGAAGAAGAACUUGUGGAUGCUGAAAGGCAGUUGAAAGUGGAAGCAGAGCGUACUCUGAUGUUUGACUGCUGUCAACGCAUUGUUUCUUAUCUUUCUCAAAAAUUCCCAGUCCUGGUUGAAAAUGUAUCUGCUUUAGUUCAGGAACUUCAACGUAUAAACAUGUUAUUCGAAGAGCGUUGGUUAUUUGUGCUCGCCAACUUGGAUCACGAAAUGAGCCGUCGGAUGGCGCAGAUAGAAUCGGAAAAAGCGAAGACUUUAUGUUGUACUCAUCUGAAUCCUAAGGAACAGCAGGCUAUUAUUAGAGAGAAGACAGUUAUUUUGUCUGAGAUGGUUUUUCGUAUUCUUGAAGCUUUAUACGAAAGGACAUGCUUGCGAGAACCGUCGACUGCGAAUGAGCGUCAUUUUCGUGAUACUUAUCACCACCAAAUAUCUGCAGCCUAUGAAAACUUCAAAAUGAAUAAACAUGAACCUAAAAAAGCAUGGCACUUAUUCAAACAACUACUUGUUAAUCUAACUCAGCGGUCGAACAAGCGCGGAGCACUAACACUGGCUACGGCAGACAUUUCUCCCCGUUUAUGUGCGCUGAAGAACACUAGUAUUCCAUUACCUGGUCAGGAACUAAUGGAUUUUGUUGACGUAGUUACCGUUUCGCAAACGACUAAACAAGCUAUUAUUUUACCUACCAAGACUCGUCCAAAGAAAAUUGCGUUUCUCGGUUCCAAUGGGAAAGAGUUAGUGCUUGUCAUACGUUUCGAAUUUCCAAAGUAUCCUUUUCUUUUCAAAGGGCAAGAGGACCUCCAUCUUGAUGAGCGAAUCAUGCAGCUCCUCCGAGUUUGCAACUUAAUGCUUUUGGAAGAAGAAAAGGAGUGGCCCCCGUAUUCGGCAAGACAUUAUUCAGUCACCCCCUUGGGUUCGCGGUCAGGUCUCAUUCAGUGGGUGGAUGGUGCAACACCACUCUUUCAUGUGUACAGGAAGUGGCAGAACAGGAAGGCACUUAAUGUCAAUUCAAAAAGAGACAUUGUGGAAGUUGAUCGACCUAGCGAGCUCUUUUUCAGAAAAUUGAAGGCUGCCUUUGUUGCAAAUAACAUAUCAUCUGAUAUACUGAUUGAUCGUCAGAAAUGGCCUCUGCCAGUUUUGGAAAAAGUAGUCAGCGAUCUGAUGAAGGAAACUCCUCCGGAUUUACUCUCACGUGAGCUUUGGAUUCGAGCCGGAAGUUCUUCUAACUGGUACAGGACCACUGAAAGGUUUGCUCGUUCGACAGCUGUGAUGUCUAUGCUAGGGAGUAUCCUUGGUUUGGGUGAUCGGCAUUUGGAUAAUCUAUUGGUUAAUUUGGAUUCUGGACAGGUCAUUCAUAUUGACUAUAACGUCUGUUUCGAUAAGGGUCGACAUUUAAGAGUUCCUGAAACGGUGCCCUUUCGCCUAACGAACAACAUCAUUUUUGCGUUAGGUCCAACUCAAAUUGAGGGCACUUUUCGAUUGUCGUGUGAGCAAAUGCUUAAGAGACUCCGAGCCAGUAAGGAGGUGUUGCUUACUUUACUAGAUACAUUUGUUUACGAUCCUUUGGUAGAUUGGGCUGGAGCACAAGAGCAGUUGAUCACUAGUGGAACUAUUGGUGUUGCUACCUUACUGGCAGUAUACGGCACUGAACCUUAUCCUGGGACUGCCCUUCCACUUACAUACUCUUUAUAUGACCUUCGUGUAAGAGAAUUCGGAGUUCCAUGGCGUGCAAAUGGUGACCGGUUACAUUACGCACUGCUUCGGAUGGUUGAAGCUUUGGAGAAGACUCAUCGAUCCAGAGAGGGUAUUCUAGAUUACGGCAGCAUGGUCAAAGGAAAAGCUCCAGGAGAGGAGGAAGUGAAAAAUAUAGAAAAAGAAAGAACAGAGGCUAGCACUGAACUUAAGAAGUCAAUCACAGAGCAUAAACACUUAAUGCAUGAUUUCCGGCCCUUGUUGCGGUCCCUGGCAUAUACCAAUGAAAAGUUUCGGGACUAUCUUCGGACCUAUAAAGACAAGUUUAUCGCACCUCUACUUGAAGGAUACAAACUUUAUGAAGAUAAUGAUGAGGAGAAGUUUGAUUAUGUUGCGUCAUUGUUCCAGUCCGUCAAUGAUCAGUUGGAUAGUAUUUACAAUCAGUUGCUUACGUUGAAGGGGAAGGAUGAAAAGAUAGCCGCGACUUCUUCGCGCCCUAGCUCUAAACUUCAUCAAGAAUCAGAAGGCAAAACAGUUUUAAGCAAGCAAGAGCAAAACGUGUACGCUAAAACUGUGUCUUUGCGCGUAAGACAAAAGUUGGAGGGGAAAGAUCCAUCUUUGUAUAAAGAUGCUGCCAAUGGCAGUAAGACUGUUAGCGAAGAUGGUCUAGAUAGAGAGCCGCUUUCUUUUGCUGAACAGGUUAAUAUAUGGAUCGAGCAAGCAACAAAUUUGAGUAAUCUUGCUUUGAUGUAUGAAGGAUGGACUGCUUGGGUUUGA
Molecule: messenger RNA, 7560 nt
Organism: Enterobius vermicularis (human pinworm)
Lineage: Eukaryota; Metazoa; Nematoda; Chromadorea; Rhabditida; Oxyuridae
Source: the annotation of a GenBank genome assembly